Scatophagus argus is the source of this 3101-nucleotide messenger RNA. It is a transcript of the gene plod3, whose product is annotated as procollagen-lysine, 2-oxoglutarate 5-dioxygenase 3. The record is from RefSeq and is a predicted model, not a curated record. The coding region runs from base 257 to 2458 and encodes 733 amino acids. Lineage: Eukaryota; Metazoa; Chordata; Actinopteri; Scatophagidae. Gene Ontology annotation, cellular component: endoplasmic reticulum. Gene Ontology annotation, biological process: peptidyl-lysine hydroxylation. The transcript is spliced from 19 exons. Gene Ontology annotation, molecular function: procollagen-lysine 5-dioxygenase activity; L-ascorbic acid binding; procollagen glucosyltransferase activity.
UCCGGCGCGCUGAUUGGUCGCAAACACCGUCAAUCAAAUCUGCUGCGCUUUCCAUUGGCUGGUACUCGAUGUACGGGUGGGCGAGUUUUUCCAGCGUUGUUGACAUGUUUCAAUAAGUUGAAGGGACUUAUCGCGAGACUUGAAAGCCUUUCGAGAGAGCGCGAGUGAAGCCGAUGGCGUGAGGACAGCAGUAGGGAAAGAGAGGAAUAAGGUUUACAGUCUGAACAGAGACGUGAGUGGGUUUUACAAAGCAGCCAUGUCUUCCUGCCGUCUUCUCUGCCUGCUGGCUCUCGUCUUCCUCCACACCUCCGUGUCAGCCGAACCGCGCAGGAUCCCCCCAGAAAAUCUGCUGGUGGUCACUGCAGCAACAGAGGAAACUGACGGGUUCAACCGCUUCAUGACGACGGCCAGAGAGUUCAACUACACUGUGAAGGUGCUCGGUCUGGGGGAGGAGUGGAGGGGGGGUGAUGUUGCUCGGACGGUGGGUGGAGGUCAGAAGGUCAGAUGGUUGAAGAAGGAGCUGCUCAAACACUCCGACAAGGCGGACAUGGUCAUCAUGUUCGUGGACAGUUAUGACGUGAUCUUCGCGUCGGGUCCGGAGGAGCUGCUGUACAAGUUCUCCCGUCUGGGCCACCGAGUGGUCUUCUCAGCCGAGGGCUUCUGCUGGCCCGACCAGAGGCUGGCCUCCAAAUACCCACAGGUGCAUUCUGGGAAACGCUACCUCAACUCAGGAGGGUUCAUCGGCUUCGCUCCGGAGCUCAGUACGAUCAUCCAGCAGUGGAAGUACAAAGACAACGAUGAUGACCAGCUGUUCUACACCAGAAUCUACCUGGACAAGACUCAGAGGACCAAAUUCAACAUGACUCUGGACCAUCGAUCCAGAAUCUUCCAGAAUCUGAACGGAGCUGUUGAGGAAGUCGUCUUGAAGUUUGAGAGGGCGAGAGUCCGCGUGCGGAAUGUUGCCUAUGACACACUUCCUGUUGUGAUCCAUGGCAACGGACCCACCAAGCUGCAGUUGAACUACCUGGGUAACUACGUUCCCACCGCGUGGACCUUUGAGAACGGCUGUGGGAACUGCGAUGACGACCUGCUGUUCUUCAGCGACACACCUGACGAGGAGCUGCCUCUGGUGUACGUCGGCGUGUUCAUCGAGCACGCGACUCCCUUCAUGGAGGAGUUCCUGGACCGGCUGACGACUCUGAACUACCCGACCGACAGGAUCCGCCUCUUCAUCCACAACAACGUCGUGUACCACGAGCGCCACAUCCAGAGGUUCUGGGAGCGUCACAGAGUCCUGUUCCCCAACGCCGUGCUGGUCGGCCCCGAGGAGAACCUGCAGGAGGCCAAGGCCAGGAACAUGGCGGUCGAGGCGUGUAAGAAGGAUCCUGAGUGUGAUUACUACUUCAGCAUCGACUCCGACGUGGCCUUAACGAACUCCGACACACUCAGGAUACUGAUGGAGGAGAACAAGUCCGUCAUUGCUCCCAUGUUGUCCAAACACGGUAAGCUGUGGAGUAACUUCUGGGGCGCCCUGAGUCCUGAGGGAUUCUACUCCAGAUCUGAGGACUACAUCGAGAUCGUCCAGGGGAAGAGGAUAGGGCUGUGGAACGUCCCCUACAUCACUCAGGCCUACCUGAUCAAAGGCAGCUUGCUGCGGUCCAAGCUGUCCCAGGUGAGCCUGUACGUGGACGAGGAGAUGGACCCUGACAUGGUGUUCUGCAGGAGCAUCAGAGACCAGGGCGUCUUCAUGUUUGUGUCCAACCGCGACGAGUUCGGCCGCCUGGUGACCUCGUCCAGCUUCAACACGUCCAGACUCCACCCGGACAUGUGGCAGAUCUUUGACAACCCUGUGGACUGGAGGGAGAAGUACAUCCAUGAGAACUACUCCAGGAUUUUUGAGGACCAGAAGAGUUUUGUGGAGCAGCCCUGUCCAGAUGUCUACUGGUUUCCGGCCUUCUCGGACAAGAUGUGCGACCACCUGGUGGAGACCAUGGAGCACCACGAUGGCUGGUCUGGAGGGUCCCACAAGGACGAGCGUCUCGCCGGCGGUUACGAGAACGUCCCCACGGUGGACAUCCACAUGAACCAGAUCGGCUUCGAGAAGGAGUGGCUCAAAUUCCUCCGAGAGUACAUCGUCCCCGUCACCGAGAAACUCUACCCUGGAUACUACCCCAAGGCUCAGGCCAUCAUGAACUUUGUGGUUCGUUACCGUCCUGACGAGCAGCCGUCCCUGCGGCCGCAUCACGACUCGUCGACCUUCACCGUCAACAUCGCCCUGAACAGCAAGGGCAUCGACUAUGAGGGUGGAGGCUGCAGGUUCCUGCGUUACGACUGUAAGGUGGAGUCUCCCAGGAAGGGCUGGUCCUUCAUGCACCCCGGCCGGCUGACCCACUACCACGAGGGCCUGCCCACCACCAGGGGGACCAGAUACAUCAUGGUGUCCUUCGUGGACCCGUAGAGACACACUCACAGUGUGUGUGUGUGAGAGAACAUCAGUCGACCUCAUUAUCACACAUGGAGACAGAUGGAGGCUGAGACGUGAUGUCCUUGAAUGCAUCGUCUCAGAAUGUUUGUUUUUGUACUGUUAUCUCUGAUUGAACGAUCCACCUCACCUGCUUCUACACCUGACACACCUUCACCUGUGUCUCCUUAUGAUGAGCUCUGGUCACAUGUAUCAUUUCAAAGUCAGAGAGAGGAGUCUGAACACAUCCUUUUGGGACAUUUCAGAAUAAGAGUGACUUUAUUUAGCCUUUGUUACAUUUCAAAAUAAGAGUGGAGGUUAAAUUCACUGUGCUGCCUUAUCUGAUUACACUACCUGAAUCUAUGCAAGCUCUGUGUGUGUGUGUGAGUGAGUGAGUGUGUGUGUGUGUGGGAUGUUUUAAAUCCGUCACUAACAGUCUGUUACAUUUUCCUGUUCAGUGUUUUAAGUUUUGUUCUUCUCUUUGGUUUCCAUCAUGUGUUUGUUUCCCGUCAUGUGACUGACUGAGGAGGUUUGCAGCCUUCAGUUUUGUGUCGUGUGAGGAGUCUCUGGCUUUGUACAAACUGCAUUAAAUUAUUUGUUAGUGACUGAGCAAAUAAAGUUUUGAGAUUUUAAUAAACGA